Molecule: messenger RNA, 4013 nt
Organism: Adelges cooleyi (spruce gall adelgid)
Lineage: Eukaryota; Metazoa; Arthropoda; Insecta; Hemiptera; Adelgidae
Product: cullin-5-like
Exons: 19
Coding region: 659-3205 (848 amino acids)
Biological process (GO): SCF-dependent proteasomal ubiquitin-dependent protein catabolic process; protein ubiquitination
Cellular component (GO): SCF ubiquitin ligase complex; Cul5-RING ubiquitin ligase complex
Molecular function (GO): ubiquitin protein ligase binding
Source: RefSeq, a predicted model, not a curated record
GCAAAAUCAAAAUAUACACAUUAUAUAGGAUUUUUUUGUUGAUCCCGAAUAUGGACUCGGAAUUCCAACAUCUAGCAACUCAUUUUUUUUUCAAUUUACCUUGAACAUUUUAAACAACGUACAAAAUAACAUAAAUAAAAAUGUAUUUCUAAUUUUUUUUUUGCGAAAUAAAUUUUAGACAAUCAUUCAAAAUUGCAAAAUGUGCUGGAUAGUUUCUAAUAAAUAUAUUAUAUUCAAACAUUAUUUUAAAGGUCGAAGAGGAUAACCAAGUCGAACAUUCUAGAGGACUACGUGUGAAAUUAUGUUGCCUAGUAGAUGGAGUGGGCCACAAAAGAACGAUCUGAUCAGAGAAGUCGGAUGGCCGAACGUUAGUAAUAGUUUAACAGGUUAGAUAACCGCGGUAACAACGAAUAGCCAAUCGAUUUUUCAUUUAUAUUACCAAUGUCUCUGAAGCGGGCAGUGGAAUUUCGUUUUCAUUAGAACGUCGAGCAAGUCAAGGCGCGUAUAAGGAUGUAUUCCAAGUUAUUUUGGACGCAAAAUAAUCUAUAAAAAGAAAGAGCGCUAGUGAAGCUAUUAUUAUCUACAAUCUAGGAAUUCGGAAUUUUCAAUAAAUAUUAAGAAGCAACAAUAUAUUUUUUUUUUAAUUCAACUAUUAAAAAUGAGCAAAAGAGGCUCAACGAGUAAAAAAACAAGCAAAGCACAAGCCAAGGCACAAACCAAGUCACCAACCAAGUCACCAACCAAGACACCAACCAAGAAACCAACCAAGACACCAACCAAGUCACCAACCAAGACACCAACCAAGACACCAACCAAGACACCAACCAAGUCACCAACCAAGACACCAACCAAGUCACCGACCAAGAAACAAAACAAAGCACCACCCAAGGCAGAACCAAAGGAAAAUGUUCCAGUCUUUAUAGAUAAAUGGCCUGAAAUUCAACCAGUUGUACUAAAGCUUUUAAAAAAAGAACCUAUAACACACAAUGAAUGGCAAGAUUUGUUUUUUAACGUUUUUAUAUUAUGUUCGUGGGAUACUAAAUCACCACUUAAGAUGAGACGAGCUUUGAAAUGGGAAAUAGUGGAGUUACUUAGAGAAGUGCACGAACGAGUAGUAGUUCACCAAGAAGGUUAUGCUUUACUUAAAGCAUAUAUAACAGAAUGGAAAUCAUUUUAUGCUCAAUGCAGUUACCUUCCAGCUCCUUUUCUGCAUUUAGAAUAUGCAUUAUCUGGAUUGAUUGCUGCGGGUAGAAGUGAACCUAUGAGGAACUCGGUUAUUUUUAAGAUGUUGUUGGAUAGCUGGAGUCAAACUAUAUUUAAUGAUAUAAAGCAAAAACUUCAUGAUUCGGCUAUGGACCUUCUUUAUCGAGAGCGAAAUGGUGAAGCCUUUGACUCUCAACUUUUCAUUGAUUUAAAAAACUCAUAUGUUAAUCUUUCCACUGAUCCUAAUAAUAAACUUAAUAUAUACCGUAAACAUUUUGAAAAAGCUUAUAUGAUUUCAACCGAAGCAUUUUAUAAAGUUAAAGCUCCCGAGUAUUUAGAACUUCAUGGUGCUCACGAUUAUAUUAAGUAUGCUUGUGCUAAAAUUCGGGAAGAAGAAGUCAGAGCUCAAAAAUAUUUAGAAUCAAGCACUGGGUUUUCUCAUAAGAUAACAGACUGUUGUGUUACUGUUCUGGUUUCAACAUUUCAGCAUACUAUUUUAGCAGAAUGCACAAACUUGAUUAAAAAAAAUGAUACUGAAAUGUUGAAACAUUUAUUUAAACUUGUGGAACACCUACCCGAUUGUAAUGAAAUAAUACUAGAAGAGUUAGAGGAACAUAUUACCAGUGAAGGUCUUGCUUAUAUGGUGUCAUCAGCUAACAUAAUAACUCAGGAUUCAGAAAAAUAUGUUGAACAACUGCUAUUUCUAUACCGUAAAUCGAGUAAUUUAAUUAAAACCGCAUUUAAUGAUGACCCUAGAUAUCUUACUGCGAGAGACAAAGCUUAUGAACAAUUGGUCAAUGAUAUUACAGUAUUUCGUUUAGAGCUCCCUGUAAAACAGACUUCAGGUGUUCAAUAUCAGCCGGAAUCAAAGUGUCCAGAAAUGUUAGCAAAUUACUGUGAUAUGUUACUGAGAAAAACGUCUUUAAGUAAACGGUUAACUUCUGAUGAAAUUGAAGCUAAAUUAAAAGAUAUAUUGCUUAUAUUAAAAUAUAUACAGAACAAAGAUGUAUUUAUGAAAAUUCAUAAAGCACAUUUAACAAGAAGAUUGAUAUUAGAUAUUAGUGCUGAUUCAGAAAAAGAAGAAAAUAUGGUUAAUUGGCUUCGGGAGAUUGGAAUGCCGGCUGAUUAUAUAAAUAAACUAGCAAGAAUGUUUCAAGACAUAAAAGUCAGUGAAGAUUUAAAUCAGGAGUUUAAAGAAUCCUGUAGCAAUCUCAAGGGUAAAAUUGCAGGUUCAUUAAAUAUUAAAAUACUUAAUGCUGGAGCAUGGUCACGAGGAAGUGAACGUGUGACAGUCUCACUGCCAGUAGAAUUAGAAGAUUAUAUACCAGAAGUAGAAGAGUUUUAUCGAAAGAAACAUACGGGGCGUAAACUUCAAUGGUACCAUCAUAUGUCAAACGGAACGAUAACAUUUAAUAAUGAAAUUGGCCAAUUUGAUAUUGAUGUCACAACAUUUCAAAUGGCUGUGUUAUUUUCAUGGAACCAAAGACCAAAGGGCCAUAUUACCUAUGAAAAUCUCAAGCUUGCUACAGAACUGCCUGACCCAGAUCUUCGAAGAACUUUAUGGUCUUUAGUAGCUUUCCCAAAGUUGAAAAAACAAGUCGUAAUGGUAUCACCAGACGCAUCGUCUCCAAAUGACUUUAGCGACAGUACAACCUUUUGGAUAAAUGAACAGUUUUCAAUAGUGAAAAAUGGUAAGAUCCAAAAAAGAGGAAAACUAAGUAUGAUUGGUAGAUUACAGCUAUCAACUGAGCGCAGUAAAGAAGAAGACAGCGAGAGUAUUGUUCAACUUAGGAUAUUUAGAAUUCAAGAAGCAAUAAUUAAAAUCUUAAAAAUGCGCAAAGAAAUCUCAAAUUGGAACCUUCAAACCGAAUUAGUGCUUAUGUUGAAAAAUAUGUUUAUACCAAAUAAAAAGAUGAUUAAAGAACAAAUUGAAUGGCUAAUUGAACAAAAAUACAUUAAACGUAAUGAAGACAAUAUAAAUACUUUUGUAUACAUUUCAUAAAUUUCUACUUUGCUGACAGUUGCGUUUUAAUGAGUAAGUCGUUAACAAAAAAUAAAUAUAAAUUUGCCAUAUUUCUUAGUAUUGAUGCCAACUGAACGUAAUGCAUUAUUAUAAAUGUUUUUUUUAUUAAAAUACUUGUUAAGAGGACACUGCACUACAUUAGUAUAACACAAAUAACAUAACAAGAGAAAAAUACCAGUAUUGGUAUUUUAUAUUUGUUUCCAACUUUUACAAUAUAGUCGUUUUUUUGCACAAAUAUAUGUCUCAAACGUGAUGCAUUUAUCUGAUUAACGAUCAAGACUCGAGUACAUUUAUACUAAAUUUAAUAUCAAGAUUGUGCCUAUAGUCACACUUGAAUUAUUUUUGAUAUAACAUAUGUAAGCAAUGAUAUAAACCUAAGCAAAAUAGUAAAAUUAAAUGUCCUAUAAUAAUUAAGAUUCAAAUCUGUAAUUAUAAAAAAACACUCAUGUCAAAAUUUUAAUAAAAAAAAAGUGCUUAUUUUGAAACAAACACUGGGGAAAAUUUGUGUGGGUCCUCUAUAGUCUUAAGUAUAAUUUACGUAAAUUACUGACUUUUUUUUUUUAGUGUGAAUAAUAUAUUGUAUUUUUUGCCUUAAUAUACUACAUUAAUCAAGUAUUAAAGAUGUAAAAGUGGCGCCCUGUUGAAAGUGUAACAUAUUUUGAACUUGUAUUAAUUUGUCAGAUAAUAAAUGUUGAAGGAUAACGAGUAUUCUAGUACUCGUACUACUAGUAAAUUAAACUAUACUUUAAAUUUACUUACUAGUACAACUGGCGAUUACACAACAAAA